AUGAUGGGCAGAGAUGGCGUUGGUGGCGUACGACAUGAAGCUCAGAACCCGUUACUUCGCCGCAGAGCCCCUCUGUGCAGUGCAGACCAGAUAUUCAAGUCCCGCCGUUCUGAGACUUUUCUGACCGGACAGCCGUCUCCUAGUAGCGACGCAACUCGCACUACACUACCCAGUCGUCCUUGGGGUGGUUCUGCAACCGGUCACAAAUAUGCACUAGCCGCUCUGCAGGGAGUGUCGCGCCUAACGGAGCAGUUGGGCGGUGGCGAGGGCCCCAGAGUGAGACAUUUAAGGGCUUUGGCAUUCUUGCCUGCCGCAUCUCGCAGACACACAGAGCCACCUGGGAUCCGAGCUUUGAGUAGACGUUCAGAGUCGCAAGGGUCAACAUGGCGACGAGUGAAAGUAGUACAAGGUGACACGAUCUGCGAGCCGCUGACAUGCCAGCAGUUCUACUUCACGAACUCGCAGCAGCCCGCCUACCUCUCCGGAUUCCAACAGCCGCAGUACGAGGACUUCUUCAAGCCCCAGAGCUCGUACGAGCCGUCCCCGUUCCAGCUGCCGGUAAAGGACUUCCCCUCAGAACCUGAUGACCUGGGCCUCAGCACGUUUGUGGACCAGAACCUGGAGAUCGACCAGAGACCCACAGAGGACACCAAGCCGAUCUCCAGACCCAGGCAGAAGGAUCGGACAGGAGACGCGAUUCUAAAGAGAAAGCCGGGGACACGGCCUCAGGCCGGAUCACGAAACAACUUCCUGUUGCCUCGAGGCCAGGCGGACACGUCGCCUAGCAUUACGAGGAGGCCCCAGACGCAGUCCCCCAGCACAGGCUCGACACGGGUCCGCGGUCGGUUCUCGCCUACCACAAAGGCACCCAGUCAGGUGCGGCAGUUCAACAUUAGACCCAGCAAAGUGCCCUUUACGCCCAGACGACCUCUCCACCGCUCGCCCUCCUCAGAAGCCGGCGAGCCUUACAGUCUCAAGGACUCCGUGCGCCCAGAGGACACUGAGAACCAGAAACUCUCGGGUUCUGAGGCUGUCAUCCGCGAUGAAGAAAAUUCCACUUUAAUCGAGGACUCGGACGAGCAGGAAAACACAACUUAUCCUGUGACGGGACACAUGGAAACCACUGACUUUGAAGAUGUGACGGCCACGUUGCACGAAGAGCCUACCACAGUUCUAGAAGAAAGUGGAACGCCCGAAGAACCUGUCCAGAACGAGAACAAUACCAGCGUUUUUGAGGUCUUGACAAUGAACCCAGGACACACAUUAGUCGAGGAAGACAAUUUUCGUGGUUUUGUUGACAGUGUUGUGAUUGAUGCAACUGACGUCCCGCAGACUUCCACUGAAUCGGAAGACAUGACGACGGGGCCGGGGGAUCUCUUGCGGACCACCUUGAAACCACUAGAUAUUUCUUUGGAAUCCACACAGAAACCAGUAGACGUUGCCAUGGUAACCACAUUGAAUUCUGAACCACUGGAUGCUUCCAGAGUAACCACCCAGGGCUCCAGACCUUUGGCCAUUUCCGUGGUAACUACUGCAAGCCCCAAACCACUGGGUGUCUCAAUUGUAACCACCAAGAGCGUGAUAAACGGCACAAUGUUUGCAGUUCCGUCGACAUACUCGGUUGCUCCGCCAGUCCUGGAACAGAUGGCGACUCCUGUACCAGCCAAAGAGCAGCCAGUGUUGACAGACACGACGGAGAGCUGGGUGGUGGUCGCGUCAGUACAGACCAGCAGGAGUGUGUCAGGUGCUAGAUUUCUGCCAUCAAGCGCAGUCAAGCAGGAGGAGAUACCAAAAUCCUUGUCAGCCAAGACUUCGCCCAGUGAGACUAAACAGAGCUUGAAGUCGGCACACAGCACAGAGAGCAUUAUUGACAAGCUGUAUGUUGUGGAAUCUGAGCUGUCCAGCGGUAUAUUGACCGGAGGCUUCAGACCAGAGGGCAAGAAGCUGCAGCUGGAAGUGCUGACUGACAUGACAGACACCACCUCUGUGCCAGCCUCCACAACCUACAAGUCGCCCGUGUUUAUUCGGAAGUUCUCGCCCCACUCCGGCAGAACAACGCCAAAACCAAACAAACUUGCCGCCGUCUUUGACAGCAUUCCGAUGGAUGACUUAUCGCAUUUACUUCCCCCAGGAUUCAAACAGAGGUCUCCAGCAAGUCGUCGCACCACCACACCCGCCACAAAACAUGUUGACCCACUUGACUACCCUCAAGGCGAUGAACCUGUGAAGCCCAAUGGCACCAGCGCCAGAUCAUCUGGGCUCAGCAGCGUCACAAACAAAGUCAGAUUGCAGGGUUCCAGCUCAGUAGCAAAACCACCCAAAAAGCUGGAGGAUCUUUUCAGCGUCAGUGCUUUCCUGCCUCCAGGGUUCAAACAGCCAACAGAAGAGCCGUCCUCGACAACAGUGAAACCCGGUGGUGUAGAUGGACUUCUCAGCAAGGCACGACCAGUGGAUGUCAGUGCUUUCCUGCCUCCAGGGUUCAAACAGCCAACAGAGGAACUAACCUCUACAACAGCGAAGCCCAGUGGCUUGGAGAGAUUAUUAAGCAAAACACAGCCUGUAAAUAUUAGUGCGUUCUUGCCACCUGGGUUCAGACUGCCGGCCGACGAGUCGACCUCGACGUCUGCGAAGCCCAGCAGUGUGGAGGGAUUGUUGAUCAAGGCACGACCAGUAGACGUCAGUGGUUUCCUGCCACCUGGCUUCAAACUGAAGACUACAACUGAGAAAUCUGUCCUGCAUUCUCUUCUUGGUAAAGUGGAAGGGCUCAGAGAUAAUGGCACGUCGGUCCCACAUGGCCUCAGGAAUGAGAACUCCUCGGCCACCGAAGCAACAACGCCCGCUAAUGCGUUCAGAGUAAAGUUCCCCACACCACGAUCAGGUGCGAGUCGCAAACUCCUAGUACCCUCGCCCAAGCCUGUCCAGGGACCAGGCAUUCCAAAACCUAAAAUCAGCACAGGGUGGCCCACAAGGGCCACCACUGAGUUUACUGGCUGGCCCACAUCUUCCACCACGCCCAUUCCCCUCGAGAAGCUGUUGGAGAUGGCGAAGACAGCGACGACCACCAGCAGUUCCACAACCAGCACCACGACUAGCACUACCACCACUACCAGCACGACGACCACGUCAACACCGCGUCCGACAACCCCGGGAGUUUGUGCAGAGGACUGUGACAUGGCAGGCACUGUGAAGUUGGUGGGGGGUGUCGUGUGGGUGCCAGAGCUGCUGGAUCACAACACCGAGGAGUGGCAUCAGCUGGAGACAGUGUACCGCAAGUCAGACUCACUUGGCCGGUGGUUCAGGAAGAUUAGAAUAGACUCCUUCAGUGACAGUGCCAACUCAAAUGCAGUGACCUCUGGUUAUGGUAUGGGCAACGUUCUGGUAGACUACUUUGUGGAGCUGACAGAUCUUGGACGCCGUGUGGACACUCAGGAGAUGAAGAGGCUGUUCCACGGUAGUCUCGCGGCAGCCGAGCCUGACGCCGCGGUCAGCAGUAGGCUGCAGUUGGGCAGCUUUCUGGUGGAUCCGAAGUUCACUGACUUCGUAGUGUUGUCCAAACAGGUUGUGCCGACCGUGGGAUAUGCAGAUGAAGAUGUGUUCCUGCCACAGUGGGCUAUUGCUGGAAUUGUUAUUGGGUUGGCAUCCCUACUGUUUGUCAUCAUUUUUGGUGUCACUGUUCUUGUGAACCGCAACAAGAACAACAAAAAGAAGUCACCCACGCCUCUUACUGAGGACAUGCUGAAUGAACUAAACAAGAAUCACAUGGGAGGUCUUGAUAAUUAUGGGGCAGAUGACCUGUAUAACAUGGAGGAUGUUUGGAAUGACAAGCCUCCAAAAAAGCGGUCAUCAGGUUCUCUGCAGGAAAACAGCGCGUCAAACUUGUAUGACAGCUGGCGGUCAGAGUGGAAUGGCUAUUACUACAACGCGUACUAUGGCAGUGGAAAUGCUGGUAGCAGCGCAAGUGGAUACUCACGCAGACGUUCAGAUUAUGACACUAACUUCUGAAGAUUACUAACAGAACAGCUUGCAGCCUUCACAUGCACGUGUUUCAACUGAGCGACGUAAGUGCGACCCAGCACGUUCAGCAGUUAACAGAUAUUGGAUGUGUUUCCCAGUUACAAGUUCCACCAGUAACAGUAAAUAUAUUGUGAGUGCGCUCUUGAGUUCAUAAGCACGUCAGUGCAUACAAGAUUUUAUAAUGGCAUUGUCUAUGAUUCAUCCCUACUAAUUAAGGUUAUUUUAUGUUCUUAACACUCUGUGUAUGUUACAUCAGGCGCUGGUGUGGUAUAUAUUUACCUUUCUUUACUCUCUUGUCACUGGGCCAAAACUUGAUUGUUUAGUUCUGUAUUUUAAAUGAACACUUAAUAAGAGAAACCCACGUGCCCUUAUUUGGUUUAACUGCAAUUAGAGUCGAUGUUAUCAUCGUUUGUCAAUGUAUGGGAUUAUCGUGCACCUCGGCAAAUGAAGGCGUCAGAGUAAGGGACGGUCCUAGCAACCCUGGUCUUUGCAAUUCGUGCUAUAAAUGUUUCAGCUCUGCUGUUGUGCUGAAUGAUGGAGUCAUCUUUACAGAAGGCUGAAUUCUAGAAUUAGGGAGUCCAUCAACAUGGUUACAAUGUCCAAAGAAGUUGUUAAAAUUGUCACAGAUAGUCAUCUUAGCAGCCCUCUUGUACUUACGUUAUUUUCCAAUGACAGUGGACGUUACGAGUGCCAUUCAAGAGUGGAUGUUAUAUUUUUAUACGUUAGAUGACUUCAGUGCCGGGUCAGAUUCCGUAAUGAUUUCAAGUGAAUGUUUUGAAUAGUGGCUGAAGUGUAAGUCUAAUUCUUUACAUGAAAACACGUGUCUUUACUGCCAGGUUUAGUGCUAAAGACUUUCCACAAAGAUUGUAUGAAACUCACAAGCAAUAUCCUGUGUGUUGAUAUAAAUGUUGCAGUGGCCUGCCUGAACCUGUUGUGCUGAUUUACUGGCAAAUAAGCAGAUUCCCUAUAAAAUACUCUGAGUCGCUGCUCGGUAGUAGUUUAGUUUAAUCAAAACUUUAGUUUGAGAAAUCCGUUGUAUUACAACUUUUUGUUAGUUAGUUUUCACACAUCCUGUCACACAAUAUCUUAAUUGGAUCAGUAAGUACAGAAUCUCUUUUGUGUGCAUGAACAUUUUCUUCGUAUGACCAGAAUUUUAUUGACUUAUCCCUCAUAGUCCGCAAGACUUGCAUGAUAUGAGAGAUAUCAGGCCUGUAUGUUAUGCCCUGAACAGUCACCAGGAGCUGUGUCAAACAUUUCAGGAUAACUGUGAAUGAAAAUUGACAAGUUAUUUGUAAGGAAGCAGUCAUUCAUAAUUUCUAGGUGGCAGAUGAGGUUCGUGCUACUGGUUUCCUGAACAGAUGUGCUGUAAUCCAGCUUUGUGACAUCAUGUUAUAUCUGGGGUUCCAUAUUUAUAGUUGCUGCAAGAAAGUCCUGAUCUAAUUCUGAGUUACGUACAUGGCAUGAUGCCAGGGUCGGCAUGUGUUUUAUGUCAUGGCCAAUGUAGGCCUGUUCAUGAACACUUUAUAUCACUGUCUGAAAGAAGUGGUUUGUGAAGUCCUGGUCUGCAUAUAAGUAAAUGUUGCACUGUUAUCUAUUUUGUAGGUGGGGAAAAGAUGUCAAGCAUGUCUUGCUGCUGUUUAUUCUUAAACUAUAGAUGUUCCUCAUAUAAACCGGUGAUUCUCAACCUGUGAUCACGAACCUCUUGAAAAUGUGCUAAAUGUAGCCUAACUCUUAGAGGAAAAUUAUAUGGGAGCAGAUGUUACUUUCAAAAUUGUGAAAUCAAGGAGAUUAUGAUGAUGUCAAUUGGAUAUAAAUUUAAGGGAUAACUAAUAGGAAACUAUAAAUAAAUAAGAGAUUUGUUGCCUUCUGUUCCCCCUCCCUCCCUCAAAGCAAUUGUCUUUCAUGGGCAUUGCUGCCCUAUUUAGAACUGCAAGACAUCUCACACUUGCAUUGUGAUUGAAUUGCAGUGUAUUUAUGUAUGGUGAGCACCAUUGUUUCCAUUCUACAAGAUACCCAACUUCAGUAGUCUGGAAUUAAAUGUAUGAAACAAA
Molecule: messenger RNA, 6065 nt
Organism: Zootermopsis nevadensis
Lineage: Eukaryota; Metazoa; Arthropoda; Insecta; Blattodea; Termopsidae
Source: RefSeq, a predicted model, not a curated record